CUCUCACCCUCCCACUUCCGCUCUCAAUCGCUCUCAACCGGCGGUGGCGACGACGAAUACGACGACGAGAUCCAGUUUCACCUGCAAGCCGUAAUUUCACCUCCGGCGACGACGACGAUCAUCGAAAAUGGUGAUUUAAGACCUCGCAAAGCAGGACCUCUUGAACCGGUGUUUUAUAAUGGGGGGAGCUACCAUGGAUUGCACCACAAUAGAUGUUGCAGCUGUAGAACGAAAAGGAUUGAGCAGGCCGGGUUCGUCAAAGACCCUCCCUCGGAUCGCACAAAUAAAACUCGUAAGCCAACACCCAGAGGUUUAUGAACCGUGUGAUGACUCAUUCGCUCUAGUCGACGCUCUCUUAGCAGAUCGAGCCAACCUCUUACUCCAUCAACCAACCCUCUGCCUCGAGAUUGGCUCUGGCAGCGGCUAUGUCAUCACUUCCCUCGCCAUCAUGCUCGGAUCAGAAACCCCAACCGCACACUUUUUCGCUACUGACAUCAAUCCCCAUGCAGUUGAAACCACUCGUAAGACCCUAGAAGCUCACGGGGUGCACGCUGAGAUUAUAGUCUCCGACAUAGCAUCUGGGCUUCAGAAAAGACUUAAAGGCAUGAUGGAUGUGGUCGUGGUUAAUCCGCCAUAUGUACCGACGCCAGAGGAGGAGGUUGGUCAAGAAGGGAUAACAGCUUCUUGGGCAGGAGGAGAGAAUGGGAGAAGAGUGAUUGAUAGAAUACUUCCCAUUGCUGAUGAAUUGUUAUCAGAGAAGGGGUGGCUUUAUAUGGUUACGCUAACGGAGAAUAAUCCUUCGGAGAUUUGUCAGUUGAUGAGGGAAAAGGGGUAUGGUUCGAGGAUAAUAGUGCAGAGGUCAACAGAGGAGGAGAGACUUCAUGUUAUUAAGUUUUGGAGGGAAAAGGGUGAUGAAGGGAAGGAAGGGAGUAAAUUUGGUGGUUCUGGUGUUGGCUCUUGGCUUUCUCAGUUGCCUCUGUUGUCUUUUCUGAGGAAUAAUGGGAGCAGUAACUGAAUUGGUUUGAGAUUAGUUUGAAGUUCAAAAGGAAUAGGUGAAAAUUUAUUCUAAUGUUAAGUCCACCUUGUUGAAUGAUAAGCAGAUGUAAUUUAAGUUAGUCAUGCUUUUGAGGAUGUUGUUGGUGUAUAGCUCUAUGCCUCUGAUUAAAAAAAAAUCUAUAUAUUUUGUACAGAGAGUUCACUCGAAAUAUAAUUGUGCUUCAUUGAUCUAUUCUA
Molecule: messenger RNA, 1233 nt
Organism: Asparagus officinalis (garden asparagus)
Lineage: Eukaryota; Viridiplantae; Streptophyta; Magnoliopsida; Asparagales; Asparagaceae
Product: hemK methyltransferase family member 2
Exons: 4
Coding region: 179-1015 (278 amino acids)
Biological process (GO): methylation
Cellular component (GO): eRF1 methyltransferase complex
Molecular function (GO): protein methyltransferase activity; S-adenosylmethionine-dependent methyltransferase activity; nucleic acid binding
Source: RefSeq, a predicted model, not a curated record